AUGGCACCAAGAGCAGAAAAAAAGCCAGCCUCCAAGGCUCCAGCUAAGAAGACCACCAUCGAGCCAAAGAAGAGAACUAAGACCAGAAAGGAGACAUGGUCCUCUUAUAUCUACAAGGUGUUGAAGCAGACCCACCCAGAUACCGGUAUUUCGCAAAGAGCCAUGUCUAUUAUGAAUUCUUUCGUCAACGAUAUCUUUGAGAGAAUCGCUACUGAGGCUUCAAAAUUGGCUGCUUAUAACAAGAAGUCUACCAUUUCCGCCAGAGAGAUUCAGACGGCUGUCAGAUUGAUAUUGCCAGGAGAAUUGGCUAAGCACGCUGUUUCUGAGGGUACCAGAGCUGUUACUAAGUAUACUUCUUCUACUUCUGCUUAA
Molecule: messenger RNA, 372 nt
Organism: Brettanomyces nanus
Lineage: Eukaryota; Fungi; Ascomycota; Pichiomycetes; Pichiales; Pichiaceae
Product: Histone H2B
Exons: 1
Coding region: 1-372 (123 amino acids)
Biological process (GO): nucleosome assembly
Cellular component (GO): nucleosome
Molecular function (GO): DNA binding; protein heterodimerization activity; structural constituent of chromatin
Source: RefSeq, a predicted model, not a curated record